Molecule: messenger RNA, 993 nt
Organism: Lipotes vexillifer (Yangtze River dolphin)
Lineage: Eukaryota; Metazoa; Chordata; Mammalia; Artiodactyla; Lipotidae
Product: mitotic spindle assembly checkpoint protein MAD1-like
Exons: 8
Coding region: 1-993 (330 amino acids)
Biological process (GO): mitotic spindle assembly checkpoint signaling; attachment of mitotic spindle microtubules to kinetochore
Cellular component (GO): nuclear envelope; mitotic spindle; kinetochore
Source: RefSeq, a predicted model, not a curated record
AUGGCCCACCCCGCUGACCAGGGAGGAGGCUCAGGUGGACGAAAGCGCUGGCCUCGGGAGCGGGACGGCAUGCGCGCCAUCCUGGGGUCCUACGACAGUGAGCUGACCCCGGCCGAGUACUCGCCCCAGCUGACCCGCCGCAUGCGCGAGGCCGAGGACAUGGUGCAGAAGGUGCACGCGCACAGCUCGGAGAUGGAGGCUCAGCUGUCACAGGCCCUGGAGGAGCUGGGAGGCCAGAAACAAAGAGCCGACAUGCUGGAGAUGGAGCUGAAGAUGCUGAAGUCCCAGGCAGGCCCGGCCGAGCAGAGCUUCCUGUUUUCCAGGGAGGAGGUGAGCUCGCUCAGGUUGAAGGUUGAGGAGCUGGAGGGGGAGCGGAGCCGUCUGGAGGAAGAGAAGAGGGCGCUGGAGACACAGCUGGAGCGGCUCACCCUGCAGGGGGACUACGACCAGAGCAGAGCCAAGGUGCUGCACCUGAGCCUGAACCCAGCCGGCGUGGCGAGGCAGCGGCUCCACGAGGACCGGCAGCGGCUGCAUGAGGAGUGCGCGCGGCUGCGGGAGCUGGUCCACGCCCUGGAGGCCGGCGGCGCCGUCCCCCCCGACCUGGAGGCCGCCGCAGGGCUGCCCUCGUCCAGGGAGGUGGCAGAGCUGGAGAAGCAGGUGGAGAGCGCGCAGCUGAAGAACCAACGGCUGAAGGAGGUUUUCCAGGCCAAGAUCCAGGAGUUCCGGAAGGUGUGCUACACACUGACGGGCUACCAGGUGGACAUCACCACAGAGAACCAGUACCGGCUGACCUCCAUGUACGCCGAGCGCAAGACCGACUGCCUCAUCUUCAAGGCCGCGGGACCCUCGGGCACGAAGAUGCAACUGCUGGAGACGGAGUUCUCUCGGACGGUGCAGGAGCUCAUCGAGCUGCACCUGCUGCGGCAGGACAGCAUCCCCGCCUUCCUCAGUGCCCUCACCCUUGACCUCUUCAGCCGCCAGACCGUGGCCUAG